Cataglyphis hispanica is the source of this 3046-nucleotide messenger RNA. RefSeq names its product nuclear factor NF-kappa-B p100 subunit (gene Rel). Gene Ontology annotation, molecular function: DNA binding; DNA-binding transcription factor activity; protein binding. The record is from RefSeq and is a predicted model, not a curated record. The transcript is spliced from 18 exons. Gene Ontology annotation, biological process: inflammatory response; response to cytokine; canonical NF-kappaB signal transduction. Gene Ontology annotation, cellular component: cytoplasm. Lineage: Eukaryota; Metazoa; Arthropoda; Insecta; Hymenoptera; Formicidae. The coding region runs from base 225 to 2933 and encodes 902 amino acids.
UCAGAAAUUAAAGGCAGUUGAUUCCGCGCCUUUGGUGAGUAACGAGCCUUUUACGACGUGCAUCGCAACAUAAUCGGAGACGAGAGUACCUUAAAUUCUACCUGUCCACCCGAUCAUGACGUUCGAUCGUACUCGCGGUAACACCUGAGCGAAUUAAUUUCCCAAUUUUACGCAUUUUUCGAUCGCGCACUCUUUCAAUAUUCGUGAGAAAAAUAAUCACCGAGAUGCCAGAUGCGUAUGAGAACUUUAACAUGGCGAUGCGGAGUAUAUUGACGACCAGUGAUAUGGAUAAUGAGGUGGACCCCUCGUACUUUCCAUUUAACGAUUUGACAUUGAUAGAGAGUACAAGUGGUCUAAGCCCAUACAGUGAGUCUCAGGGGAAUAUGAGCAUCACUUCACCCAUGUCAACAACUUCAUCACCUAUGCAUAUUACAGACAAUUAUAUUACUUUAUCCAAUGCUACAGUACAAGUACUUGGCGAACCAUACAUUAGCAUCUUAGUGCAACCAAUGGAUAAAUUUAGAUUUCGAUAUAGAUCUGAAAUGGUAGGGACACAUGGGAGUUUAUUGGGUGUAUCAAAUGGACGUAGACGAAAUAAAAAUAAUGUACCAACAGUCCAAUUACAUAAUUAUUUGGAUAAAGCAAUAAUACGAUGCACAUUGGUUACAACAGAUGACGAACACAUACCACACGCUCAUAGAUUAGUGAAGCGUAUGGGUGCUACAGAUAUGGAUGAUCCACAUGAUAUAGAAGUUUCACCUACAAACGAUUUUAUAGCUGAAUUCAAUAGCAUGGGAAUAAUACAUACUGCAAGAAAAAAUAUCAAAGAAGAAAUAGUACGAAAAUUACGUGCAAAAAUUUUAGAGGAACGCAGACGUUCAAAUAUUAAUGCUACUCUUAGCCUUCGCGAUGAUGCACAGAUUAAAGCUGAUGCAGAACAUUAUCAAAAGACUAUAAAUUUAAAUACUGUCACCCUUUGUUUUCAAGGUUUUAUCAAAGAUGAACAUAAUGUCAUGAGACCAAUUACAGCGCCGGUUUAUAGUAAUCCAAUCAAUAAUCUAAAAAGCGCAUUAACUGGGGAGCUUAAAAUAUGCAGAAUUGAUAAGUAUACCAGCAACUGUGAAGGUGGAGAAGAAGUAUUCAUACUUGUAGAGAAAGUUUCUAAAAAAAAUAUAAAAAUAAAGUUUUUUGAACUAAACGACGAUGACAUUGAGAUCUGGACUGAUUAUGGUCGAUUCUCGGAAUUAGAUGUCCAUCAUCAAUAUGCCAUGGUAUUUCGAACUCCACCAUACAAGGAUCUGUAUAUUACUUCUCCAAGAGAAGUUUUCAUACAAUUGGAACGUCCUUCAGAUUCAGAUUGUUCAGAACCAAUUAAAUUCACAUAUAAGCCCAGUGAUCGUAUGAUAGGUAGAAAGAGAACGCGAGUUUCUUAUUCGAAUAGCGGGGAAUUGGCACAAAUGGCGUUCAAUCCAGAUACGCCGUUAAUGAAUACACCGCUAACGAAUGUAUCUUCAAGCAAUGAAAGUACUGAAAUUUCUAAAGAAAUAAAAAAGAUGUUAGAUGAUAGAUGCUCUUCCAGCGAGUUCAAGGAUUUUGUUGAACACAUAAAUUUAGAGUUGUAUGAGAGUUUAUUAAAUGAAGAAAAUAAAUUAACUUAUGAUGGAGCACCAAGCAAAAAGGAUGAUGAAAUGUUUGCUAAAAAUAUUAUUAUCGAAACAAUAAAUAGUAUCAAAGCAAACCCAAAUAAAUCUAAGGAUAUUAUAAUAAAUAUGUUCAAAAACAGGACAACUUAUGGUGAUUCACCGCUACAUUAUGCACUCCGAUAUGGGCAAAAAGAUAUUAUAAAACGUAUCUUAAUGUUUAUGAGUGUACUAAAGACAGAUGCUGAAGAGUUAGUGAAUAUUCAAAAUAGUUCUGGCAAGACUCCAUUGCAUUACGCUGUUUCACAAGAACAUGCAGAGAUUACAAAAGCAUUGCUUAUGCUUGGUGCAGAUCCAAAUAUAUCAGACCAUUAUGGACAAAUGCCAUUGCACAGAGCUGUUAAAUUUCCAGAAGCAAAAGCAAGUAUUGAUGUUUUAUUGAGUGAAGAAAAAAUCAACAUUGAAGCAAAUACAGAUUUGGGAUGGACACCUUUGCAAUUAGCUGCUGAGGCGGGCUCAUACUAUGCAGUACGCUCUCUCAUUAAAGCGGGUGCAAAUGUAAAUAAUACUGAUAUGUCUUAUGGAAGAACUGCUUUACAUAUAGCGGUCGAAGGAGGUCACAAAGAUAUAGUGGAAUUCCUGUUAAAAAAUACCAAAAUAGACGUUAAUAAGAGAAACUUCAGUGGAAAUACAGCAUUACAUACUGCGGUAGUUACGCCUGGAAUAAAAGCAAAAGAAAUAUGUGUUCUUCUAUUGAAAUAUGGCGCUAAUCCUCAUAUAAGGAAUUUUAAUCGUGAACCAAGCAACAUUGAAGGGGAACAAGUACAAAAUAUAAAAACUGAAAUACAGUCAGAUGAUGAAAACAUGAAAGAAUCCGUCGGGCAAUCAUCUUUCGACUUAGCCUCAAACAAACCAGAUAUCUUACAGCUUGUUUCCAAUCAAUGUGAUGCAUCAUUAGAAACAAUUAAAUGUAAAGAAGAAAAUAUCGAUGAUACACAAAAAGUUUGGAUGGAUGCAGUCCAGGAAAAACAAUUAGCAGCUAUCCUAGAUGAGACAAAAGGAUGGAAAAAAUUAGCCCGUCAUUUAAAUUUUGAAAAUUUAUUUAAUACGUUUGAAGAGAGUUCAACCAGUUCAACAUUACUCCUCUUGAAUUACAUUGCUAUACAAACUAGUAUUUCUCUUAGUGAGCUGCAAAAUAUACUGCAGAGCAUAAAUGAAGAAGAUGCUGCUGUAUAUAUGGGACAAGUUUUAUCUAUACAUGAAAAUACAACGAGUCACACACUUUUAAAAUGAACAUUAUUAAAUCAUUGCAUUUGUCAUAUAUUAUAUAUUUUAUAAAAUAUUAUUAACAAAACACUGUAUUAUAUUGUGAUAGUAAACUGAAAAUUGUAUCAUAUUUAAACAAA